This is a messenger RNA of Hymenoscyphus albidus, 539 nucleotides long. NCBI's taxonomy places the organism in Eukaryota, Fungi, Ascomycota, Leotiomycetes, Helotiales, Helotiaceae. The record is from the annotation of a GenBank genome assembly.
AUGUGUUCGAUCAAAUGGGAUCCAUACCGAAGCUUCAAUAAUCCCAACCGGGGAGAUAAAAGCAUGAAAUGUGUCGGAUUCAACAAAUUUGGAAAUCGAUGUGAAUGCGAUAUCCCACCGAAGACAGUCCGUCGGAUCCGCAAUUACCUAUCUACGUUCGAGUCUCAAGCACCCGAAAAGGACAUAUCUGCACUCCAAACCCUCGCCGAGUUGAGUCUUUGUGAAAAGCACCAUCAAGAUCAAGUGCGUGACGAGGUCUUUGAAUGGAAAGUCGCGAUUCAGCAUGCAGCACGUUUCUACGAAACCGAAAUGGAAUUGAGGGAGAAGGAUCGGAAACUGAAGAAAGUGGAGAAACUGCUGGAUGAAGAAAUAUCGAAGAGGCGGAAGUUGGAGAAAGAGGUGGCAGAGAUGGCAAAGGAAAGAAAGAAAAGGUUAAGCUUGAUAGAAUCACUGAGGUCGGAGAUUUCUUUCUUGAAAGAGAGGCUAAAACACGGGGAACGUCAAAGGAAAAGGUGGGGAUUGCUGUAGUCAUACGUUGA